Clunio marinus is the source of this 180-nucleotide messenger RNA. The record is from the annotation of a GenBank genome assembly. Lineage: Eukaryota; Metazoa; Arthropoda; Insecta; Diptera; Chironomidae.
AUGUUGAUAAGCUUAAAAACAAUGUUUAAGCCCACACCCAGAGAUAUUUUAUCCCAUAAACUUUCUUCCCGUUACUUUGCAAUACUUAAGAUUAAAUCAAAUCAUCACGGGAUGUUUCAUUUGAGUUUUCAUUUAUCAAUUCACAAGAUGAUUUCUCCAAGUACAGAAUUUGUUAGUUAG